Messenger RNA from Colletotrichum costaricense, 2319 nucleotides. RefSeq names its product glycosyl hydrolase family 92. Gene Ontology annotation, cellular component: cytosol; nucleus. NCBI's taxonomy places the organism in Eukaryota, Fungi, Ascomycota, Sordariomycetes, Glomerellales, Glomerellaceae. The coding region runs from base 1 to 2319 and encodes 772 amino acids. The record is from RefSeq and is a predicted model, not a curated record. Gene Ontology annotation, molecular function: carbohydrate binding; peptide-N4-(N-acetyl-beta-glucosaminyl)asparagine amidase activity. The transcript has 3 exons. Gene Ontology annotation, biological process: glycoprotein catabolic process; protein quality control for misfolded or incompletely synthesized proteins; protein deglycosylation.
AUGCGCUUCCUCGUACCGCUCAUUGCCUUCGUAGUGGCGGGAUGUUGCCAAUCGUUUGAUCCAUUAGCCUUUGUUGACCCUUUAAUCGGUUCCCAACGCGGCGGGAACGUAUUUGCCGGUGCGACACUACCAUACGGCCUCGCCAAGGCCGUAGCCGAUGUCGACGGGGAAAAGACUGGAGGUUACUCGACCGACGGGAGCAACAUCACCGGCUUCAGUAUCGUCCACGACAGCGGCACCGGCGGAAACCCCAGCCUGGGCAACUUCCCGCUCUUCCCUCAGCUCUGCCCCGGCGACGAGCUUAACAACUGUAGAUUUCGUAUCGGGGACCGGGCGACGCAGCAUGACGUGAACAAGACCGUCGCCGAGCCGGGCUACUUCUCCGUCGAGCUGUCGUCUGGCGUGAAGGCGGACAUGACGGUAUCUGAGCACGCGGCGCUCAUGCGGUUCAAGUUCCCGAGCGGCGGAAGCGAGCAUCCGCUCGUGCUGUUGGACUUGACAGAUCUUUGGGCGAGCAGGCAAAACGCGUCGAUCAAGGUCGACACGCCCACAGGGCGAAUGUUUGGGAACGGGACAUUCCUGCCUAGCUUCGGUGCUGGGUCGUACGUGCUUCACUACUGCGUCGACUUCUUUGGCGCCCAGGUCUUUGAUACUGGGGUAUGGGUCAAUAACAGAGCCGGUAACGAGCCCAAGGAGCUGUUCAUCACGAGAGGCUUCAACCUGUUUUACCUCGAGGGCGGCGGCUUCGUGCGCUUCAAAGAGCUGACCAACGACACUGUCACUGCCAGAGUGGGAGUCUCGUUCAAGAGCAGUGAUCAGGCAUGUCGCAACGCAGAGAAGGAGAUACCGGAUCCGCUGAACAACUUUGAUUCGCUGGUGAAGACAGCAAAGGACGCUUGGAGAGAGAAACUGAGCCCCGUUUCAGUCAAGGCAGCUGGCGCAACGGAAGACUUGCAAAAGAGUUUCUGGAGCGGCUUAUACCGUAACAUGAUUUCUCCUCAGAAUUACACUGGUGAGAAUCCGCAUUGGGAUAGUCGGAUCCCUUACUUUGAUUCCAUGUGGGACAGCUUUCGUGCCCAACACCCCCUGCUUACCGUUAUCGAUUCAGCAGCUCAAGCGCAAAUGAUAAACUCCAUGCUCGACAUCUACAAGCACGAAGGCUGGCUGCCAGACUGUCGCAUGUCUCUCUGCAAAGGCUGGACUCAAGGAGGCUCCAACGCCGAUGUCGUAAUCGUUGACUCCUACGUCAAAAACCUAACCUCGAUAGACUGGAAGGUGGCUCUCGCGGCCAUAACGAAAGAUGCCGAGGACGAACCCCUGGAGUGGUCUUAUGAGGGACGCGGCGGCCUCACAAGCUGGAAGACCCUCAACUACAUCCCGUAUCUAGACUUUGACCCAGUUGGAUUUGGUACAAACUCAAGAAGCAUCACGAGGACUUUGGAAUACUCUUACAACGACUACUGCCUUGCAACCCUAGCUCAGGGGCUAGGGGAGGGUCAGUCACACGACAAAUACAUUGCAAGAAGUAUGAACUGGCAGAAUCUGUGGAAAGAGGACCAAAGGUCUUUGAUCAAUGGCACCGACACUGGAUUCUCUGGCUUCUUCCAGCCCAAGUACAUGAAUGGAACAUGGGGCUUCCAAGAUCCCAUAGCUUGCUCGAAUCUCGCCGGGUUCUGCUCCCUGACGACAAAUCCGAGCGAAACGUUCGAGGCGAGCAUCUGGCAGUAUCAAUUCAUCGUUCCCCACUCCACAUCAACCCUCAUCGAUCUCAUGGGCGGCGAUGACGCCUUCGUGUCCCGCCUCAAUUACUUCCAUGCGUCGCCACUAGCCGACAUCUCCAAUGAGCCCGUGUUUUUGACCGUCUAUCUCUACCACUACGCCGGUCGGCCAGGCCUCUCAGCGGAACGCAUCCACAAAUACAUCCCCUCGGCCUUCAACUCUUCGCGUGGCGGGUUGCCGGGUAAUGACGACUCGGGCGCCAUGGGGGCUUUUCUUGCCUUCUCCGUCAUGGGCCUAUUCCCAGUCGCGGGGCAAAAUGUGUAUCUCAUCACGCCGCCGUUCUUUGAGGAAGUUAGUGUCAAAAAUCCGGUGACGGGAGGGAAUGCCACUAUCAAAUGUGUCGGGUUUGACGCUGCGUACAAGAACAUCUACGUGCAGAGUGCCAAGCUGGACGGGGAGGCGUAUACCAAGAGUUGGAUCGGACAUGAAUUCUUCAGUCAGGGCAAGACGUUAGAGUUGACGCUGGGAGACAAGGAGUCCGACUGGGGGAAGAGUAAAGAGGCAAGGCCGCCGAGUUAUGUGGCUGUAUCGAAGACGUGA